AUGGAUCUGAGCCAGAGCAUGAGCCAGAGCCAAAAUCACAUGCUGCACGGGCCUGCGCCUGAAGACCGCCAGCUGCCACCAUCCUCCUCGUUUCUCGCCCACACGCACCACAUCCGCCCACCUGCUUCUGCUUCUGCGUCUACCUCUACGCCUGCUUCCGCUUCUAUUUCCACCGCCUCUCAACCCAACAAGCACGUACUCUCUCACACUCGCUUUGAUCCGACACACCUCCCGUCCCAGCUGCCUUCAUAUGCUCCCCCGAGCUAUGCGCAUACCCAAUCCCACGAUCCUAACCUGCUGAGGUUUCCCGACGCCCCGACUACCGAGCUUGCACCCAUUCUUCCCGCCGCCAAACACAAUGAUAACGUCGGUCACAACCUGCCAUCUCUCUCAUCCGUGACAGGUCCCCCGCCCCCGCGGUUCACUCCCAUCGUCGCUCAAUCUCAACCUAUUGAAGCGCAGCAGCACCAACAUCAGCAUCACCAGCCGCAAUCACAACCCCAAUCAACCACAUCCUCCCUGAAGCGGUCCUCGACGACAACAGUACCCCUCACCCACUGGCCGAGCCUCAACCCCCUCACGACGUACUAUACACCUAGUCAUGCCCAGUCCGCCGACUCGCCUGCGCGAAUGGACCUCGACGUAGUUAGCAAUAGCGCCAUGAGCGCAGCGUCCCCAGACCGGUUUUACGAAGGACGCGCUGCCAGUGUCAGCCUUGACGACCCCGAUGUGCGCAUGGCAGCCGAAGCACUUGGGGAUCUGCGAGCCGGUGCCACGUCGGCUUACAAUAACUCCAAAAACUUUUCCCCGAGAUUCAAAUCCAGCGCCGAAUAUGUAGAGGGUUACUUGACGCCCAUUGCCAACACUGUCGGCACGGUUGGACGGAAGACAGGUGUUGAGGGUGGCGUACGCUGGUUCCUCGGCGCCGGUCGACGGCAUCAGUCCAAUGACAUUGAAGCUGCCGACGGAGGGUCUCAUAAGCGGCGCAAGGUCGAUACGGGAGAAGACUUGGCUAGGCUCAUGAUCGAUGCGCAGAGUAACAUCAUGCCUGACGUCGAUUCUCCCCGUGAUCCAUAUGUGUUCAAGCACGACCGCCGACUUUCACGAGCUAGCACCAUUGAUACUCUGCCAGCGUAUGACGACUACCGAUCCCCGGCCUACAGUGAAAACGAAAAGGCCGAGCGACCCACAUCAUCAAACGCAGCUUGGCAAUCUCGUCUCAUAAUGUCAACCUCGGGUCUGAGUGUUGCUAUGAGCGACGAGAGUCUCAGGAGCCUGAAGUACUGUCUUCGAUGGCUGCGUUGGGCGAACGAGCAUAUUGGUGGGGUCAUCAACAAUCUCAAGACCACUCUUGAACAAUUCGAGAAGCCGGGCCAACCCCAACAGGAAGAGCAGACUGCAGUCACCAGCGAUGGCGACUACGUCAUGGCUGACAGCCAACCCGAGCCAAUGUCUGAACAGGAGCGUACAAUCCUGGCGGCCAAGAUUGCUUCGCUCAAAGGUGACGUUCUUAAGACACUACAGAAUGUCAUCGUGACUGUUUCCAAAUACGCUGGCGGUGCCCUACCCGAGAACGCCCGUCUGUUGGUUCGCCGUCACCUGACUACUCUGCCACAGCGAUUCCGUUAUGCUAGCAUGGUUGAACACCAACAGGCUGAGAAAGUUGGUGACCAGGAGGCGAUGCGCGAGGGUGCCCAUCGUGUACUUGUUCUUGCUAAAGAGGGUCUCGACAUGAUGUCGCAAGUCAGUGGAGUCCUUGAUGGCACCAUUGUCAGUGCCGAGGAGUGGUGUGAGAGGCUUGGGAAGAAGAAGCGGGAUCAACGCGAGGCUGUCCUGCCGCAAACUCAACCUCAAGAGGGUGAUGUUAAAAUUGCCCUUGUUUGA
Molecule: messenger RNA, 1884 nt
Organism: Colletotrichum fioriniae
Lineage: Eukaryota; Fungi; Ascomycota; Sordariomycetes; Glomerellales; Glomerellaceae
Source: RefSeq, a predicted model, not a curated record